AAUCGUUUCCCGUGUUAACGAAUCGCGACCGACGAAAUCAUGGUGGUCUCCAAAGUAUCUCUAGUUCUCUUUUUGCUUGCAGUGGCCUUCGAUUCCGGCAGUGCACAAUGCGAUGAGACACUAAGGUCCACGGCAGGCGUGAUAUCCUCCCCGGGGUACCCAGGCGACUACCCACCGAGAGUCGACUACACCUGGUGCGUCGAUGUAGAGGGUGCUACAGCCAUAAGCGUCACUUUCUUGGGUGAGUUUCAAUUGGAAAUCAACGAGGACAAUGACGGGACAGAAUCGUGUAAGGACUCAAUGGAGAUAGGACAGGGAAACAUCCCGUUCCGGGACUCUAUCGGCAUCUUCUGUGGGAACAGCACCCCGCCAGCACAGAGUGUGGGCACCGGGCAGAUGUGGGUGAACCUGUACUCAGACAGGAACGUGGAAAUGGCAGGGUUCCAACUGGUCUACAGAUCAGAUCUCGAUGUGUGCUACAGUUCUCCCUGUACUAACGGAGGCACGUGUAUGUCUGACCUGACUACCUACACAUACACCUGUAGCUGCCCACCUGGAUGGGAUGGAGCUAGCUGUGAAGUACACGUAGGCUCCCCGGUAGACUGCACAGGCAAGCCGGCUGGCAUGUACCCAGACCCGCAGGACUGUACCAUGUUCUACCAGUGCACGGGAAACCCAAAUAACCCGCUUCCCAUGCACAUGCCCUGUCAACCAGGAACGCUCUUUGAUUGGAACCUGUCCGUCUGCAUAUUUACAUCGCACGCGCAUUGUGUCAUCUCUUCCCCUACUGAGGUGCCAACACCUGUGGUAAAUAUACCAGCAGCAAACCUUCCACCGACGACCCCUCUCUCUGCAACUGUCGAGGUUACGACAGAACCUUCAGGCAGCUGCUCGAGCAGUCCAUGUAGGUCGGGAGGAACCUGCCAAGAUGACGUGAACGGCUACACUUGUGUCUGUCCUCCUUACUCUGCCGGGAGGAACUGUGAAACAGUUUGGCAGUCCGACAAGUGCUAUCGGUUCUCGGACGACAGCAUGUCCAAUCAGGAGGCGUCCAGUAUCUGUGUCAGCAUUAACGGCCACCUAGCGGAUAUCCAGGACACUGCACAGCAGCAGCUGCUUGCUGGCUACAUGGACCCCGCACAUGACGCGUCUUUUUGGGUCGCCAACAAGAUUUCGUCAUCUUCCUGUGGUUUGGGGGAUGGAUCUGCAACGUCUUCCUGGAUGUACAAUAACGGCUCCAUAAACUUCGACAUCUGCGUACUGUUGAACAGCGCCUAUGGUUACAAGGGGACCUACCAGCGCUGCGAGGAGCAACACAACUACAUCUGCGAGUCCUCUGCUGGGCCAUGUCAGCCGAACGUGUGUCAGCACGGAGGGUACUGUGUCUCUUGUUUCGGGGAAUCCAGCAUCUUCUGUAUCUGUCCUCAGGGCUACAGCGGACCCCGCUGUGAGAUAGUCGACCUGUGCCUUCCCAGCCCCUGUCCGUUUGACUGGACCUGCUCGAUCCAGGCUGGAGGGAUCCACUGUGCAGUACCAGCUGGAGUGAAGGCUACCCGCUCCGGCUUCUGCACAGCGACCUCUUGCGGUGCCGGUUUGUUCUGCAUUGAGGAUGGUCCGAUGGGCUACUCCUGCAUCCGUGGCUGAUGAGUAACGUGUUAUCAUCUUCACCAAAAGGACCUAGUCCCUUGUGACAAGCUCUCUGGAGUUGUUCUGUCAAUUUUGAUUCCGAAUUUGAUUUUAGCAAACUAGAAAGCGCCAUUGUUAGAAACAGUUUUCAUGUAGCAAUUAUAGUAAAAAAAGCUGCCUUGAACUAUGCUUUGCUUUUGGUUAUUACAUAUCAAAUAAUCUACUUCAUUAUAUUCCCAACCCUCGAGUAAUAGUACAUUAAUUAGCCACAAAAUGGUUAUGUCUCAAAUACUUUAAUGUUGAUAUUCUUCUCGUUCAGCCUUAGCAUCAGAGUGGCACCAUAUUCAAUUGCUGUAUGGCAAAUUCAUUGCACCGAAAUACCAUUUGACCAAACUAAGGAUUUUGCUUUGGUCAAAAUCUUUAUAGUAAAUUCAAACUGUACACAAUGUCGUUUGAUUAUCAAUAAUCGUAUUCGCUGAGCAGCAAAUGCAUUCAUAAGCAGUGCAAAUUACACACUUAAAAGUCAAAUCGCCUUUGUGCCAAAAGUUCGCACUAAGUCUUAUCGGUCUCUACGCUACAUUAAUUCUGUAUUACAUAGCACAUGAAGAAGUAAAUUCACAUUAUUCAGGACAAUAGUGCAUUCAUCGUCAGUGACGACAUUCGUACAAACAAUUAUUAUCUUUCUUCUAAUUGGGUGUCAAAAUUUAUUCCAGAAGUUUAGAAAAAUAUAAAUGUGUCUGACAAAAAAGUAAAAUUGUGAGCUUUUCGCAGCACGCGGAAUGUACGUGUAUUACGAUGCACUUAUGAUUUUGUAGCAUGCAAGACAUAAAAUGUUAGAGUAUGCUGUUAUUUUGUUCAAUACAAUAAACGAUGGAAUCACAUAUACGCAAA
Messenger RNA from Branchiostoma floridae (Florida lancelet), 2517 nucleotides. RefSeq names its product fibropellin-1-like. The coding region runs from base 40 to 1644 and encodes 534 amino acids. The record is from RefSeq and is a predicted model, not a curated record. NCBI's taxonomy places the organism in Eukaryota, Metazoa, Chordata, Leptocardii, Amphioxiformes, Branchiostomatidae. Gene Ontology annotation, molecular function: chitin binding; calcium ion binding. Gene Ontology annotation, biological process: establishment or maintenance of epithelial cell apical/basal polarity; heterophilic cell-cell adhesion. The transcript has 12 exons. Gene Ontology annotation, cellular component: extracellular region; plasma membrane; protein-containing complex.